Messenger RNA from Linum trigynum, 957 nucleotides. The record is from the annotation of a GenBank genome assembly. Lineage: Eukaryota; Viridiplantae; Streptophyta; Magnoliopsida; Malpighiales; Linaceae.
AUGGACGCUCUCGCUGUCUCAGGAAUCGCCUGUUUCGCCAACUGCCCCAAUUCUCUGCUUCCCAAUUCAUUAUAUCCAGUGCCUUAUCCUCCCAAGCCGCUUCUGAAGAAGAACCCACGACUAGCUUCGGUUUUGAAAGCCAGCUACAGCCCAGUGAGUGAACUUGCAGAGGACGAUGUUCUGCAAAUGUUUCUGGAGGAAAGAGCGGUUAGCGGAGACUUAAUAUCAAAAGUUUGUGACAUGUUCUGGCAGAGAGAUAUUGUAAAACUUGCUGAUGCUGAUGUCGAUGCCAGUAAAUUCGUUGAUACUACACUGGAACUAGAGCAGGGUACAGAAGAUGACGACAAUGAUGGAUUUUUGAAACUGUCUGGAACCCGGGAAUGGAUAUUAGGAGCUAGUGAUGCACCAGUGAACAAGAAAGCCAUUGCUAAGGCUCUGCAGGACGACAGAGAAAGAAGAAAAAAACUGAAUUUUCUUAAAUACGAAGCUCUCAAAAGAGAACUGAUGUUUCUAUCAAUUGGAAUUGGCACAGCGUGUUGCGGAUAUUGUUUAGUAACUUUAUCACUUCAGGCUGCAAUAAGUUAUGCAGUUGGAGUGCUUUUCAGUUUGCUAUACUUUCAGCUUUUGUGCCAGCAUUCAGACAACCUUUCAAGGGAAAUGAUCCCUUCAAUUUUCAUGCAAAAGAAGGCAAAGAAAAUUGGGAUAAGAAGUGAGGACCUCACAGAUUCAUUGGAGAAGACAAUAAGGGGAAGCGGCAUUGCACUUUCAUCUCCACGACUCGUGAUUCCAGCUGCAGUGUAUGGUCUUUGGGUCCUGUGUCAUCACUAUAUUGCCAUUGACUUGUUCGAUUUCCAGAUCGUCCCAGCCAUGUUCGGGAUGUUUGUGUACAAAGCUGCAGCUCUGGUUCAAGUGUACAGAGAUAACGAAGACCUCCAACUUAUCUUCCCGGAAGAUUGA